Molecule: messenger RNA, 330 nt
Organism: Paramecium sonneborni
Lineage: Eukaryota; Ciliophora; Oligohymenophorea; Peniculida; Parameciidae
Source: the annotation of a GenBank genome assembly
AUGCCAAAAAAUUACUAAAUUGGAGCAAUAAAUUAUGAAGACAUAAAAUUUGAUACAGAAGAUGAAUAAUUUUUUAAUUUUCAAUUUGAGGCACCAUAAAGAUGGUUAUAAGAUGAUCGAUGUAUAAAUGACUUUUGGUUUAAAAUUCCUCAUUUAGUACAUAAAAAAGUGAUUUAAAAUUAUCCAUAAAUCAGGAGAUGUCUUUCAGUUGGUAAAAAGAGUAUAAUUGAAUUGAAAAGAUAGAACCAAUAUAAGUAUUUCUUGAAAUAUGUAGUGGAAAAGAAAAAAUGUUCAGAUUUCAUUGAGAGUACAAUAAAGAAAUGAAUGGUC